GCCACGCCCCCGGGAGGCUGCGGUGUCGCGGUCGGCGCUGAGCGGGACCGGGAUGGGGAUCGGGACCGGGGCCGGUCCCGGCCGCAGCGUGGGGGGCUGGCGAAACAUGUCCACGGAGGCGCUGGAGGAGCAGUACUCCCCCAGCCGCUGGUCCCCGCGCAUGGGCAGCGACGCCGUCAUCCAAGCACACCUCGCGGCGACGGCGGCGGGAACGCAGCGGGCACGGGCUGGCACAGAGACCUCACUGCACAUCCCCUACGGCGGCGGGGAGGGGGAGAAGCUGGACAUCUAUUUGCCCAGGGAUACUUCUGGAACAUUCCCGCUCCUUGUCUAUAUCCAUGGUGGAUACUGGCAGUGCCUGAGUAAAGAGGAGUCGGGGUUUGCAGCCCCCCCGCUGGUGUCGCAGGGAGUGAUGGUGGCAGCGGUGGGGUAUGACACAGCUCCCAAAGGCCACAUGGACAUCAUGGUGCUGCAGGUGCGGCGCAGCCUCGCCUUCCUGGUGGAGCACUACAGUGGGAUCAGAGGUGUUUACCUGUGUGGACACUCAGCAGGGGCCCAGUUGGCAGCCAUGGUGUUGUCCACGGACUGGACAGAAUAUGGAGUGGCACCAGAUAUUAAAGGAGCUGUGCUGGUGAGUGGCGUGUACGACCUGGAGCCCAUUCUGCACACCUAUGUGAAUGAUGCACUGAAGAUGAGCCGGGAGGUUGCCCAGCGGAACAGCCCCAUGCUGUGUGUCACCCCACCAGCGCCUAUGGCUGCAGCUUGUGAGGUGCUCGUGGCUGUGGCCCAGCACGACUCCCCAGAGUUUCGCAGGCAGUCGCAGGAGUAUGGCCAGGCUGGGUGGAGGUCAGGGUCCAUCCUGCCAGCACCGCACUCUCCACAGGCCCUGCGCACAGCCGGCUGGUCUGUCUCCCUGAUGGAUCUUGCUGGCGUGGAUCAUUUUGACAUCAUUGAGAAGCUGUCAGAGGAAAGCUAUGUCCUCACUCAGGUGAUUCUGAACAUGAUUUCAAGAGCUUGACGGCAUGUCGGGAGCAAACAGAAGGGAACCACUGCCCUGCGUGAUGGCAACAGGUGCCUCCAUACACCCUGUCCUCCUGCUGCCUCACUCCAGCUAGCUGGGGGUCCUGCAGCACAGGCUAGUUGCUGCCUCCAGCCCUGCUCCUUGCCUGCUCCAUUCACUCCAGCCUGCAGUUGGCUAGGGGGGCUCAGAGCAAGGAGCACCAGGUACCACCCUUUCUCAUCUGGGCUUGCGUCUUUUGUUAGGCUGUUUCUGCCUGUCUGGAGCUCACUGGGCUGGUAGGGCUCUGUCAGGGUGACCAGAUAAUGAUGUUUGUUCCCUUUGUCUCCUUUAAACUGCUUAUUGCCAAAUAAAAUAGGAAUAAAUGCUGCUUGGGUGUGAC
Molecule: messenger RNA, 1400 nt
Organism: Cuculus canorus (common cuckoo)
Lineage: Eukaryota; Metazoa; Chordata; Aves; Cuculiformes; Cuculidae
Gene: AFMID
Product: arylformamidase
Exons: 11
Coding region: 53-1018 (321 amino acids)
Molecular function (GO): arylformamidase activity
Source: RefSeq, a predicted model, not a curated record